AUGAUAUCAACCAGUGAUUCAAUAACUAAUCAAGAUAAUAUUAAUAAUCAUUCUAUAAAUAUACAAAAUAAACAAUCAGAUAUUGAUCAAAGUAGAAAUCGUGAUCCUAAAUAUGAAACAAUUAAUCAAUUAGCUAAAGAUACAUUAAAUAUUGAUUUGCCAGAAUCACAAAAUUCAACAAAUCGUGCACUUUUUGUUUUUUCAAAAAAUAAUCUAAUACGUAAAGCAGCACGAAGCAUAAUUGAAUGGGGAUAUCCUUUUUCAUUGAUUAUUAAUAAUAAGGAAGUUAGCGUUAGUAAUAAUCAUGCUUUUUUUCUUCUAUGAAAGUUAAAUUUUUAUUGUCGGUAUAUCAUCCAUAGAUUGUUAAGAAUGUUGAAAUGAAUCUAUUACUUUCUAAGUGGCAACUAUUUACUCAUGAUAGAAAUAAGUCAAUUUUCAGUAGUUUAUAUCAUGGAUUGAAUUUUGC
Molecule: messenger RNA, 466 nt
Organism: Schistosoma bovis
Lineage: Eukaryota; Metazoa; Platyhelminthes; Trematoda; Strigeidida; Schistosomatidae
Source: the annotation of a GenBank genome assembly